Messenger RNA from Penicillium paradoxum, 2904 nucleotides. Its product is annotated as leucine--tRNA ligase NAM2. The record is from RefSeq and is a predicted model, not a curated record. Bases 1 to 2904 code for a protein of 967 amino acids. Gene Ontology annotation, cellular component: mitochondrion. Gene Ontology annotation, biological process: mitochondrial translation; leucyl-tRNA aminoacylation. Gene Ontology annotation, molecular function: leucine-tRNA ligase activity; aminoacyl-tRNA deacylase activity; ATP binding. The transcript is spliced from 3 exons. NCBI's taxonomy places the organism in Eukaryota, Fungi, Ascomycota, Eurotiomycetes, Eurotiales, Aspergillaceae.
AUGACAUCCCUUUCAAGACUCCGAUUGACCAGCGCUGUUGCGCCUGGCCGAAUCUACACGCGUCCAACUCUCCGAGCCCUCUCACCAGUCUACACUUUAACUCGACUCGCAAGCACCUCAACCCGCAGACUAGACCUCCCAGCCCUCGACAAGAAAUGGCGCGCAAAAUGGGAAAGCGACAAAGCCACCCCGCGCCCAACAUCUGAAGCAACAAAGAACCCCAAAUCCUACAUCUUGUCCAUGUUCCCAUACCCCUCUGGCACGCUGCACAUGGGCCAUUUGCGGGUGUACACGAUCUCAGAUGUAAUCGCCCGGUUUUAUAAAAUGCGCGGACAUGAUGUGCUCCAUCCUAUGGGAUGGGAUGCCUUUGGACUGCCGGCGGAGAACGCCGCGAUCGAGAGGGGGAUUGAUCCUGCCGUUUGGACACAGGAGAAUAUAAAGAAGAUGAAAGAGCAGUUGAAGUGUAUAUCGGCGGAGUUUGAUUGGGAUCGGGAACUGGCUACAUGUUCGCCGGACUUCUAUGAACAUACUCAGCGCAUAUUCUUAAUGUUAUAUCAGAAAGGAUUGGCGUAUCAGGCCGAAGCGCUGGUCAAUUAUGACCCUGUUGAUAAGACAGUGUUGGCAAAUGAACAGGUCGAUGCCAAUGGAUUCUCAUGGAGAUCUGGGGCUAAGGUUGAGAAGUUGAACUUGAAGCAGUGGUUCUUCAAGAUCACUGAAUUUAAAGAAGCACUUUUGAAAGACCUCGAUUCUCUCGCUGGAGGAUGGCCGGAACGUGUUCUGACGAUGCAACGGAAUUGGCUUGGAAAAUCCUACGGUGCUAAAGUCACAUUCCCUGUGACUAUCAAAAGCGCGGGAGAUGAGCAAGUCGAUGUGAAUGUUUUCACUACCCGGCCAGACACUUUGUACGGCGUGGAGUAUUUGGCACUCUCUUUAAAUCACCCUAUCGUACUGAAGGCUGCUGAGAAGGACGAGACACUUCGCAAGUUCCUAAGUGAAGCUUCUUCAUUUGCACCGGAUUCUAAAGCAGGAUACCGACUGUCUGAUGUUGAAGUGUCCCAUCCCUUGCGCAAGAUUGAUACAGAGACUUCUCACUUGCAGAGGAAGCUUCCUGUCUUUGUAGCUCCCUAUGUUCUCAGCGACUACGGCGAGGGUGCAGUUAUGGGUGUUCCGGGCCAUGACACUAGAGACAUGAUGUUCUUCAGAGAGAAUAUGAAUGCCGAAUCGAUUCCUGUUGUGAUUGAGGCUGAGCCAACGGGUAGAGAGGCAAACAGCAGUCUCAUCCCUACACCAGACACAAAAGCUUUCACGCAAGAAGGCUUCUUGACUUCCCGCUGCGGGAAGUAUCAAGGGCUGCACUCCAAGGAGGCAUCCAAACUGAUUGUCAAUGAUCUGGAACAAGUCGGUCAGGCUGAGUUUGUUGAGAGCUGGCGUCUACGGGAUUGGCUGAUCAGUCGCCAGCGAUACUGGGGCACACCCAUUCCCAUCAUUCACUGUAGAGACUGUGGACCCGUGCCAGUGCCCGCCGAGGAUCUUCCAGUGAAACUGCCGAAGAUCGAAGGAGAGUGGCUCAAGGGAAAGAAAGGCAAUCCUCUGGAAUCCUCAGAGGAAUGGCUCCACACAGAAUGCCCUAGUUGCAAAGGUCCUGCCCGUCGCGACACAGACACCAUGGAUACUUUCGUGGAUUCAUCGUGGUACUUCUUACGGUUCUUGGACUCUGCUAACAAGGACGCACCGUUCUCCCCUGCAGUAAAGCAACCGGUGGAUAUUUACAUUGGUGGUGUCGAACAUGCCAUUCUGCAUCUCCUGUAUGCUCGGUUCAUCUAUAAGUUCCUCUCUCAGUCCGAUAACUCUGCUGCCGUCGCAGAACCAUUCAAAAUGCUUCUCAGCCAGGGCAUGGUCCAUGGAAAGACACUGUCCGACCCAUCGACUGGGCGAUUCCUUCUUCCGGACGAAGUUGAUCUCACCAACCCAAAUAAGCCUUUGAUAAAAGGAACACAAGUGACCCCCAAUAUCUCCUUCGAAAAGAUGUCAAAAAGCAAGUACAACGGCGUGGACCCGACAACUACCACGUCCAAAUACGGCGCCGACGCCACUCGCGCGCACAUCCUCUUUUCCGCACCAGUCAGCGAAGUGCUUGAAUGGGAAGAAACUAAGAUUGUCGGCAUUGAACGCUGGUUCGGCCGACUCUGGAAACUGGUCCAGGACACCCAGCAAUCCCUAACGGAGGCAUCAUUCACCGUCUCAGAGGCAGAUUUGACGUCCUCCAGCCACGCCACUUCCCUCCUUACAUCUCUUCAAGACUUGAGCAACUCUGACGCCGAUGCAAUCUUGGCCACCCACAACACCAUCGGCUCCGUCACCACCUGCAUCGAAAGCAACCCUUACAGCUUGAACACCGUUAUCUCAGACCUCACCAAGCUGACCAACACGCUUGCCUCGGCCCCAGCUUCCUCCCCUCUCAUCCUGUAUCUAUCUGUCUCAUCUCUCCUGCGCCUGCUGGCACCCAUUGCACCGGCUCUAGCCUCUGAGUCAUGGGAAGUUCUACAUACUACCACAAAUACAGCCUCUCCUACACCGAUACCAUCCAUUCUAUCCUCGCCCUGGCCCAGCACCCUCCUUACCCCCGACCAAGCCGAAACCCUCUCCUCUCGUGGUGGCCAAACGGUCGCCGUCCAGAUCAACGGCAAGCUCCGCUGUGCUGUCACCAUCCCGCGCAUGGAGUCCUCAACAGGAGCCUCCCCGCAGAGCAAGAAUGCUCCUUCACCGGAAGAACAGGAGUGGAUUGUGAGUCGGGUCCUGGAGACUGCUGAGGGGAAGUUGUGGCUCUGCGAGAAGAACGACUGGGAGAAGAGACGGCGGGUUAUCGUUGUGAAGGGAGGUAAACUUGUCAAUGUUGUCUUCUGA